GAGAAAAUUCUUUCUCGAUUGCUGUUCAUCCAUCUCAACGUAGCAAGUGUAAUUUGCGUUAAAAAACUAAACUCAAUCAGAAGCACAAAACACGUGCGACUUUCAAAACAAUAUUAUCGCAUUAAUGAAUCAGUUAUGUAAUGUGAGAACACGUUGAAUAUCCUGUUAAUGACUUACCUACGUUAGAUGUUCCUAAAUGUAGGUAUGUAGACGCACGGCGGCGUAAAGUUGCUUUGUAGUGUAUGGUGUGCUGCCUCUAUAACGUAUGUUCUAUGUUAGUUGAUCAUUACCAUGUUAGAAUUUAUUGCCGAACAUAUUGUGUUUAACGCGUUGAAUCGCAUAAAAUAUCGGUUCGCGAACGAGCUAAAGUUGUGAUGCUAACGCGAUGUUAAAAGUUUAACGUGUAAUAUCAUAUGAUGAAGUGAAAGUUCUGAAUCUACAUAAAUAUAUGCGGUUUUUAAAAAAAUUCAAAAUGAUGAACUUCAUAUCUAAAUGGUUAAGCUUCGUUACAGUCGAACCUAGUUUCUUCUUCUACUACUCGGCCUACGUUAUAUUGGAAUUAAUCAACACGAAUUUAUAUUUACAAAAACCUUGCCGACUAAAUGCCACCAGCGAACCCGACCUAGACACUAAAUGCGACGACGAGAAAGCUGGAAUAACCUUUGUAGCCGAUCUAAAUGCUUACGUAAGGACAUUCGUGGUACUUUUCAUGCUACUCUAUGUAGUAAUCGGAUCAUACUGGAGUGACGAGUCAGGACGUCGUAGAAGACCUUUGCUAUUCUUACCUCUAAUUGGACAAGUUCUGCAAUGCAUUAAUGGACUGGUGCAAUCUUACUAUUGGCAAUUACCAGCCAUAUCUGCAGCCUCGAUCGAUCUACUUGUGCAGUGUAUUUUCGGCGGACAUUUAGUUAUGUUGAUUAUUUCGCACGUGUAUGUUUGCGAUAUGUCUUCGAAACAGGAUAGAACUAUGAGGAUUGGGAUUUUAACCGCUUUGAAAACCAUAUGUCUGCCGAUUGGAAACGGUACCUCGGGAUAUUUACUCCACGCUGUUGGUUUCUUCUACUCGUAUAUGAUUUGUUUGGUUAUGACGAUCGUUGCGUUUAUGCUCGGUGUUAUAUUUAUAAAAGAUACGUCAGUUCAAUGUGAAAACAAAAUAACUGUUUGGCAAGCGUGUAGUUGUAAAGCGUUCAAGGAUAGCUUGAAAGUGUUGUUCAAGAAGAGCCUAGGGGAGAAGAAGAAAAUCGUUUAUGUGCUGUUGUGCGUUCAUGUCUUGGUUUGGUUUUCCUCUGAGGGUGAAAAAAGUGUGCUGUAUUUAUACCUUAGGUAUAAAUUCAAUUGGGAUGAGAGAAUGUACAGUUUGUAUUCGACGUAUAGACUCAUUGGAAUCAUUGUAGGUACCAUAUUUUGCUCAAUUUUCUUGAGUAAAUAUUUAAAAAUUCACGACGGUCUGAUCGGAGCAUUUGCCGGAUUCUGGGAUACGUUGGCUGUGAUUGGGUUCCUAUUUGCGACUAAAAAUUGGCAUUUAUACGUCAUUCCUAUCGUUGAUAUAUUCCAUGGAGUCGCCAUAGCUGUAUAUUAUUCGUAUUUAAGCAAGUUUUACGAAAGCAACGAAUUUGGCCGAUUAAGCUCAUCGUUGAAUAUUUUCUCGUUGAUAAUUCCGCUAUAUAAUCCAGUUUAUAAUAUUUUAUUUCAAAAAACGCUGGAUUUCUUUCCGUCUGCCUUUUUCCUCGUCAGUGUGGUUGUCGAUAUUACCAUUUGCAUAUUGUACAGCACAACUUACGUACUUGGUAAAAAAUACGGCAUGUAGAAAAUCGCUCGAAGACUAAGCUCGAAGAGCAGCGUCCGUUUGUUACCUAUCAAAUUGUUGAGUACAGAAUUAAUGCUUCGUGAUAAAGAGAAUAAAAAAAAAACCAAACCAAAGAUCUCAAUUAGUAAUAUUGUUGUUUUAUUUUGUUACUUUUUAGCCGAAUUAUACGAAAACGAAAUUAAACGUUCGAAUUGUUUAAAA
Messenger RNA from Planococcus citri (citrus mealybug), 2008 nucleotides. Its product is annotated as lysosomal proton-coupled steroid conjugate and bile acid symporter SLC46A3-like. The coding region runs from base 449 to 1807 and encodes 452 amino acids. The record is from RefSeq and is a predicted model, not a curated record. Gene Ontology annotation, molecular function: transmembrane transporter activity. The transcript is spliced from 6 exons. Gene Ontology annotation, cellular component: membrane. NCBI's taxonomy places the organism in Eukaryota, Metazoa, Arthropoda, Insecta, Hemiptera, Pseudococcidae. Gene Ontology annotation, biological process: transmembrane transport.